Podarcis lilfordi (Lilford's wall lizard) is the source of this 26807-nucleotide messenger RNA. The record is from the annotation of a GenBank genome assembly. NCBI's taxonomy places the organism in Eukaryota, Metazoa, Chordata, Lepidosauria, Squamata, Lacertidae.
AUGGAGCCAGGUAAGGAGCAGGCUUGUGCUGACCUUAGGAGGCAGGUGGACGAGGAGAAAACGCCUUCUCCAGAUUGGGUUUGGUUUGUCACGACUUCUCCCGGGUUUCCCUGGGAUUUGCCUUCUAUGGAGACCUUAGGGGUAAAGGGCGAGUAAUGCAUAACCACAGCAUUUUUCUUUCUUUCUUUCACUUUCCAAAAAAGCAAUGGUUCCUUAACUUCAUUGCUUUCAAGUGUUUAGAUAGAGCUCUACUUUAUUUCUCACUCCUCCUUCAAUGAGCUUUGAGCGCCCCCCCGCCCAUUGCAGCAAAAGCAACGCCUCUUUUUAAGACAUUCACAAUGUUUUGUCCUCCAAUUAAGUAGGUCAUUAAAAUCAUAUUUUCAGACGUCCUAAUAAGCAGGCUAGCAAUGUUAAGAGUAGGAAAAGUUGUUUCAGGAUAAAUACUUUUUAAGUUCCUUGCUCAAGCCCAAACUUGCUUUCAUUCAGCGCCCCCACCCAUUUCACUUUUUCCACCCACCCGCCCUCAUUCCAGCGUUUAGCGCAUUUAUAAAUGCGUGGUUUGUAUAUGUUGGAUCACAAGCAACGGGUUUGCAGACUUUUCCCCUUUUCUUUUUAACGUCCUCGCUCUCAGCACGUUUAUUUGGAAGCCGCUUCCACUGAUUUCAGUGGAGCUUACUCCCGAGGAAGCGUGCUCAGCAGCUCCAAGGGCUCCCUCUCCUUAUAUAGCUCAAGAACCUUCGCAUCGGGUCUAUAAAUACGAUUCAUUCCCCCAAAGCGGCAGGUUUCUGGAGUUCUGAACUACGGUUCCCAGCAUGCCUCCCUCCAUGACAGCUUCUUUCUGAUUGGCUGCCCCGUGUUCUAGUUGGAACUCUGCAUGUGGCUGCCGCUGUGCUGGGAGGAAGGCAGCCUUUUGCUGGCUAUGUAUGCAUGUAUAAAUGAAAAAAGGUAAGUGAGCUCUGCUGUGUGCUCCGUUUGCAAUGGGGUGUUGUUGUUGUUGUUUGGCCCACUCCUUUUAAUUAUUGCCUCCCCCUCUACCCCCAGUUCUUUGUUCCUGACCCAGUUAAUGGUGAGCGCUUCCCUAAAAGCAGCUGCUUUUCAAAAAGGCAUGUUUGAUAUUGGAAUGUGUGUUUAGGAAGAUUUAGCCAAUCGAAAACUGGAAAAGCAAGACUUGGGGAUGCACUGAGUAUGAUCCCGAAGGGAUAAAGAAAAUAUGUUCAGGGAGGAUUACUACACACUCGAGAGCUGUGAAAACACAAGUACUGUAGUGAUUUCUACCCCCUCCCGUUUUAUGGAAACACCAGCUAUUUCUGUUCCUCCUUGAGAAGCUUUGAUGUAGUCGAGCAGAAAAGUGGAGGAGCCCUGAUGUGCGAUAUAUAUAUAUAUAUAUAUAUAUAUAUAUAUAUAAUUUUAAUUACAAUCUUUCAUUAAAUGUUUCCUUUCAGGCAACUGAUCCCCUCCAAAAUCAUUGCAGAGAGAAAGAAAGAAAUGUUAGCGUUUGGUUUAUUCCAAAUCCCUUUUGAAUUCUAGUUGCAUUGCUGCAUUAUUUUUAAAGUUUGUUUUGCAUGGUGUGUGGGAAGCUUCUUUUUCUUCCUCUCAUCAUAACAUGGUGUUGGCACUUUGAAGGAUGUUAAAAGCUUUGUAGCUUCUUGGUUAAAAGCUGUUUAGGGAUUUAGGACUACACAUUAGGUGAAUGACUUCUUAGCAGGCUUACUUCUCUAUCUGUGUGGGUUUUUGUUUUUUUUAAGAAUAAAAUAAAAACAUUGUUUUGCUUGAUUUUACUUCCAAUUCUCACAACAUUUCUGAGGAUAGACUAGAGACAGAAAGCUUUUUUGGCACUAAAAGUUAUGGCACACCUACAAAAGCACCAUGCCCAAACUUUACUCCCUUCCCACUCAGCUGUGUUUUUCAAAAGUAUAAAUUAAACAGCCUAUGUUCAGGUGCACAAUAUAAAACAAGGAAAGUGACACUAAAUUCUCCCUGUGCCUACUACGUACAUUCAUAUUGCUGCUUUUAAGCAGUUGUUGUUGUUGUUGCUUUAAAGGUAGAACACCCAGGCAGUCAGGGAACUUACUGGAAGGAAAUUCACGGAGGAUAAUUGAGCAGCUUCAGAAUGGAAAGAAUGAGGGGGUGUGAGUAAAAAAGAUGAAUUCUCUUUAUAUCUAAAACAAACACAUUAGAUGCACCUAAUAUGGAAAACUUCUGAGAUCCUGUUUUAAAACUCUGAACUCUUCUGUGUGGCAGUUGAGAAUGAGGAUUGUGUUAAGCUUGCUUGAGGUUAUGACCACUUUGGAACGUGGGUCAUGGUAUUUCAGUGUUCUUUCUAUACUAAAAAAGUUUAUUUUUUAAAAAAAAUACUUUUUAGGAAGUGUCCUGUGAAUUCCAGGAAAGGGUAGUUAGGUUAAGAGCUUGAAGCCAAUAGUUGUGUUCACUGACCAUUCUCUUCCUGUAGGUAUCUUCCGUUGCUCUUAAGUAGAUACGUGUUUCUUUAGAUACCUGUUUAGAAGGUUUAUAGCCCACUAUUUGAUUAAAUGAACCUCAAGGUGGCUUACAACAUAUUGUAAUAACAUGCACACGAGCACACAGGCACACACACCCCAACCAACCAACCCUGGGACUCUAGAGCUGAAAACCUUUGACCAGGACACCAAGAUUUCACUUCAUGCCUCUCAGGAAGAAUGCCAUGGCAAUGGGGAAACCAUCCUAUCCAGUCCUUUUUCCCUAGAAAAAUAGGUGCCGGUACUCACCAUGAAGUUGUUACUAUAAGUGCCACACCUUUUAACAACAACAAAAGAGGUGCUGGUACUGCGUAUCCUUGAAUACCCCCGGGGGGGGGAAGCACUGAUCCUAUCCCCAUCCACCAGCUGGAGAAGGAGCAGCUGCACACAGUUUGCUCCCCACUCAGUGAUGUAGGGCGAAAAGUUUUCCAGUGCUAAUUUACAGUGGUGCCCCGCAAGACGAAUGCCUCGCAAGACGAAAAACUCACUAGACGAAAGAGUUUUCCGUUUUUUGAGUCGUUCCGCAAGACGAAUUUCCCUAUGGGCUUGCUUCGCAAGACGAAACGUCUUGCGAGUUCUCGCGAGAUUGUUUCCUUUGUCUUCAAGCCGCUAAGCCGUUAAGAGCCGCUAAGCCGCUAAUAGCCGUGCUUCGCAAGACGAAAAAACCGCAAGACGAAGAGACUCGCGGAACGGAUUAAUUUCGUCUUGCGAGGCACCACUGUAUUAUUUGAGUGGAAAAUGUUAUGUUUAAGAAGAAUGAAUGGGUGCCAAUUGCAGAUACAGUAUCAGGAAAACUUGGCAGUUUCAAUAUUUUUAAGAUACCGUAAGUGUGCUAAAUCAGAUUGUUUUCUGGUGCAUCACAGUUCCCCCUCUCCCCGUCACUCUAGCCAGCAAGACUCUGGACUUCAGGGAAGUGCAAACCGGCCCCAUCCAUUGACCAGGGGACUUAAGGCUGCUGGACUGUCUGGUUUUUAGGUGUAUGCAUAGGAUCAUACCCAAAGAUGAGAGCCAGAAUGGUGUAGUGGUUAGAAUCUCAGACCAGCACUUGGGAGAACAAAGGUUCAAAUCCCUACUCAGUCACAAACUCUAGAUGACCUUAGGCAUGUCACCAUCUGUCAAUCCUCACAUAAGUCAGGGUUGUUGUGAAGGUGAGAUGGAGGUGGUUUGUGUGGAGAACCACAUGUGCCACCUUGGAACUCCUCAGAGGAAAGCUGUGAUAUCUUGCCAGUUCCCUUGAGGAUAUAAAACCUAUUAGUAUAUAAAGCCCUGAAGAAGUCGGGACCAGUUUACCUACGUGAUCAUAGAAUUGGAAGGGGACCAUAAGAGUCAUCUAGUCCAGCCCUCUACAGUGCAGGAAUCUUUUGCUUCACCACAUUGCUCCACGUGUGUCCACUUGACUGCGUCAAUUGACGGAAUUAGCGCUGCUUACCCAUUCCACAUUUGUGAGAACUUGAUCAUUUUAAUUUGGUAGCACUUACACUUUGGAACUCCCUGCCUAUUGAGAUCGAGCAGGUGCGUUCACUGUACUCUUUUUGGCACCUCCUUAAACGCUCAUAUUUAGAUAAGCCUGCCCAGAUGCUGAGGAAGCCGAGGUAAUUUUAAUCUGUUUUAAUAUUUUCACUUUUGUAAAGUACUGUUGUAAUUUUCAUUUUCUUGUUUUAUCAUUUUGUAAACUGCCUUAAAGGUUGUUUUCCCCCUCAUUCAAGUGGUGUAUACAUUUUAUGUAAUAAAAAUAAAUCUGUGCUUCAAGAUGCUGGCAAAAUGAAUUUCUCAGACAGAAGUAGACUUGGGGUCUUCUCCCAUUUCAUCAGUAUAUGCAUACCCAUAGAAUUCCGUGUUCCUUGUCUCCCAUUUUCUAAAUGCAUAGUCCUUUCCGUACCUCAGCCUUUUGAACCCUCUUUUCCAUAUUACUCUGUUAAAAAGAAACCCGAAAAACCCAGUGCUUACUUCUCUAAAUUUAACAUAGUACAGCCAGAAUUGACCCUGGGAUUGCUCUCAAGAACAAUUCACAACUGUUGGUGCACGGGAGCAAGGGGGAAUGUGGAGUGUGUUUAUAUGUGCCUGUGUGUGUGUCUCAGGAGUUGAGCAGUUUGGGCAAAUGCAGAGUUACUUACCUGCUUAUUUAUAAAGCUGAAGUUGAGAUAUUUCUCAGGAUGGCUCCUGCUAAUCAAAACAAAUAAGAAGCAGACACUGAAAAAUACAAUCAUACCUCAGGUUACGAACGCUGCGGGUUAUGCAUUUUCGGGCUGCGGACCGCGCCAAACUCGGAAGUCCCAGAAUGGGUUACUUCCAGGUUUCUGCGCUCGCGCAUGUGUAGAAGCACAAAAUAAAAUCAUGCGUGUGCGCAGACGCGACUCUUCAGGCUGCAAACGCUGCAGGUUGCGAACGUGCCUCCUGCACGGAUCACGUUCGCAACCCGAGGUACGACUGCAUAUUGAUAACCAGCAGGAAAGCAGUUUGAAAAAGAAAAGACCCCCAGAAAACUCCAAGCAGCAUCAAAUUUACUAAGACAAAAAGGCUUGGGCAAAUUAAAAACCAUUUUUAACCCUGCACCUUAAACCGGUGUUAAAUUUGGUGCCCAGUGGGGAGCUCUGGGCAGAACAUUCCAGAGUUUGGGUGUUACCACGGCAAAGAUCUGGUUACCUCUAAUGGUGAGAUUACCUGUAAGAAGGACCUCUGAUGAAUGAUCCUAACAAACCAACAGUCCCCUGCAGGAGCAGACAGCACUUUCAAAGCUUUGGAAUCGCCACCAAGAAACCUCUGCUUUUCAAUUCACACACCCGCCCUAACAGCUUAGCUUCAAUAAAGUCACAAGUGGCAUUUAAACAGGUGUCGGUCAUGCUAAGCCAUGUUUUGAACAAGCUAAAAAUGUUACCUUUCCCUAGGCUACAGCUAUAUAAAUCUGCAAAACUAUACAGAAGGGCUGGCCAGGAUUCUUGCUAAUUUGGGGCCCUAUGUCCAGUAAUGUGUUUGAGCCUACAGAGAGCUGGGUAGAAUCUCAUAUAGAGUCUCAUGCAUCCUGCAAAUCCAAACAUAUCCUGACCAGCUGUGGUGAGAUGAGUGGGUGGCAAAUAACAUCUCAUAAGUACCCAAAGCACUGUCUGACCUGGUUGUUUAGGCAUGCUUAUGUUACAGAGUGUGACCUUGGUCAGUCAGUAGUGACCUGCUUCCCCAGCCAGACACCUCACUACUUCUUAGCUCGGGGCUCAUUCUUAACAUGUAAUUUUGGUGCAAUAAAUGAAUAAGAGAAAAGAAACAUUUGAUGUUAAACCAUAUGAGGAAUGUGUAUACAGUCAUGGCUAACGGCCCAUAGGGAUGCCUAGACAUGACUGGAUUUCAAAUCUUGUGGCAGGGAGGCAAAUCUGUACUGAGGGACAAUUACCCCGUACCUCUAUAAAAACUAACAAUUCAUAAUUGCCUUUUUUAUUAUUUUGCAUCUGGCCAUGGCUGGCUGGCUGGGAGUACUAAUGGAAUUCUGCACUGCCUUCAUGAGGGAAAAGUAAUCAUUUGGUUUUAUUUCAUGCCCACAACAGCAAACGUUUGGUUAUAUCCUUAAAUGAGAGAUCUAUCCAAAUAAGCUGGUUUGGGAUUAGACGUCUCUCCUGAGUUGCAUAAACAUAUGCAAAUCUUAAAUACCUGGGGCUUCGUGCCUACUUUGAAAAUACUGUACAGAUGUAGAGAACCAUGAAAAAUGGUACCUUGAGUUUUCUCACUUCUAUGAAAACCUUUUAUUCUGUUCACAAGGGUGGUAGUAGUAGUAGUAGUAGUAGUAGUAGUAAUAUGGUCACAGCAAAUAUUUUUAAAUGUUGUUUUCAAGAUAAAUCCGUCGCCACCUCUCUCUCCAAAGAGACUUAAAGGCAAUCAAGAAACAACAAAUAAUCCUUAAGAAAAACCCAACAUACACUCACAUUAAUAAGUUAACAAUAUCCCUAACUAAUAUUUCUGCCUUUGUCAUAAAAUCAGCGACUCAAAACAAACUCGCAGGUUUGAAUUUCUCUCUCUGCUUUUUCAGUCAGGUUAACGAUGGAUAGCAUUACUUGACCUCCCCACUUGCCAGGAAAAAGUUUCCUUUUGCCUGUUUUUUUUUGUUUGUUUGUUUUUUUACAUCACAGGAGUGGAGUAGCUAUUUCUUCUUUCCUCAGCUGCCUUCUCUUGCCUUUUUACUGACCUUCCACCUAGAAAGGCUAGAAAACCCAGCUGCAAAACUUGCAAAUCAGCCUUCCUGUGCUACAGCUCUGAGCAAGCUAGAAGGUCCCCCUUACCCUGACUUUUCCAGGCUUGCUAAAAUGGCGGGAAAAGUGUCUUGUUUCUGCAGAGCUGCCAAGAAGCAGUCCAUGUAUACGCUUCUCCCUCACCUUAGAACUAAUUGCCCCGAUACCAUCAUGAGGACAAAUCAUCAUGAAAGCUCAAUGAAAAAAGACGUUCGAAGGAGCCCUGAGUGAAUAAAGGAUAGCAAUUUCUGGCAAGGCAGCCAGUGUUGAAGGAAUUGAUUCCCUGAUGAAAUUGCCCCAGCUUCACUUCCCCCUCAGAUGAGCCCCUCACUACUGCUGCCUUGAGGCAAAGAAGUCAGCUGUGAAUCUCCAUUUUUGUGUCUGUUUCAACUUAAUGUCCUUCCCUACCAGCCGUCUCCUCCUCUGGCAUGGCCACAAAGAGGAACUGGAAGUGAUUGCUUAUAUUUUUCAUUAACCACAGCUUACUGUUCUGUCUGAACCCAAGAAACUGCGGAUAACCUUAAGUAUUGUUAAUGUAAACAUACCAAAUUCAAACCACAUUUUUUUAAAAAAGUAAAAGGCAGUUAUACCAGAGGCCAUAAAUGAAGUCAGUUCUAAAGUCCACCCCCUGCUUUUUAAAAAUUUAGCAAGGAUGGUGUUCAGUGACACGAAAGGUCUUCUAGCUUGCAGUCAUUGCUACCAAAAUCAUUUUGGCAGGAAUGGGCAGAGAGAACAUCUUUAAAAAGUUGGCUAUAGCCCUGAAGACAGUUGCUGCAGCUUGUGUGUGUGUUUCUUUUCCACAAAUGUUGACAUAGAUAGAAAUAUACACAUGGAUAAAUUAAAAUUACCUCACUAACUGGAUCCCAAGAGAAAUAACUUAAUUGAUAUUCUAUUCAUUACUGAUUAAAAAAAAUAAUUGCCCUAGAACUCCGGGAGAUCCCAAAGAGUGUUUAUGGAAAAGGUAUUGGUCCUGGUUCAGUUGUACGUAAUAACAUCACUGUGGAGGUGAGAUGAAUAUUCCCAUGCAAACCCAGCCAAUUUCGUGGGGCCAUAAGUAUUGCCAUACUGAUAGGGAUGUAUAUUGUCAUAUGUGUUGCUGAUGCCAACUGUGAGAAACCUACCGUAUUUUUCCAUGUAUAAGACUAGGUUUUCCCCCUAAAAAAUAAUGUCAAAAAUUAGGGGGGCGUCUUAUACACAAAUAUAUCUCUCCUCCCCCCCAUUUUCUUAAAUCUGAGUCCCCAAAAAUAGGGGGCGUUUUAUACAUGGGGGUGUCUUAGAGACGGGAAAAUGUGAUACUUUUCUCACAAGAGUUACCCAGCUGGGUUGAAGCAGUUGAAAUUGGACUCAGUACACUAUAUUGAUGCUUCACUUGUUGCAUAAAGAACUCUAUGAUGUUUGGGAGUCGGGUUAUUUGUGCUUCACCUGUGGAAUGAGAAAAAUACAGAGAAUACUGUUUUUACACUUUUUUAAUGUGAGGGUGGCAAGUAACUUGACUGGUGUUGGGGAGAAGAAAUAGUGUAGCUGAGUAUCAUUUUUACUUUAGCAAUUUGGUAGAUUGUAUCACACAUUUCAUUCCUCUCUGCACAACAAUGAUAUUGUUUGUAUUUCCACAUUAUUUAUUACUGCAUUUAUAUCCCACCUUCCCCCCACCCCCAGGAGCUCAAGGUGGUGUACAUGAUUCUUCCCCUCAUUUAAUCCCUACAACUCUAUGAGGUACAUUAGGCUGAGAGGCAUCAACUGGCCCAAGAUCACCCAAUGAGCCAAAUGGGAAUUUGAACUCUGGUCUCCCAGGUCCUAUUCCGAUGCUCUAACCACUAUACCGUACUGGGUCUUUGUAGAUGGGGAACUGUGUCUGAGGGGAAACGUCUUACCCAAAGGCUGCCAAGUGCCCUUCUGAGCAAGCGGACCUAAAGUCUUCGUGCACAGUCCACGGCCAGAGGAACACACUUCAUGCCGAUUGACAAUAUGGCAAUCUCAUUUGUUGAAGCUUCAAACAGAAUUUACCAAGUUUUCUUUUAGAGAUAAUGUAAUUUGAAGACUCAUGGGUGGGUGAUGCUUCCCCACCACUUUUAUCUGAUUUUUUUCAAGGGAAAAAUCAAAGUUUGAUCUCCUCUGUUGAGGUACUCUUUAGCUAUAGCUUCCAAGUCAGUGUAGCUUUCUUCUUUCUCAUCUUUAUUAAUCUAGCUCCUGACAUAAAAGACACUCCCGGCCUCCCCAUGCUGUCCAUUGACAUGGAGAACAAAGAAAAUGGAUCUCUCGACACAGAAAAGUAAGUGGUUCCCUUGGGACAGUCAUUUUGAGAACAGUCAGUGCCAUUUCUUUCGAGAAAAGAGGUGCCGGAAUUCACCACAAACACCUCCCUCAUUCUCUUAGAGUGGCAAUGGUGCCCACCUGAGAUGUGCCAGAACCCACCUGAAAGGGGCUCUAGUUAGAGAAAACAUCCAUCAAUAUAGCAUCCCUGUUUUGUCGGGAUUGAGGUCAGUGUAUUGGCCCCUCAUCUAGUCUGUCAGUAAUCUCCAGGCACUUGAUUCAGUAUUUCUACCCACCACCAGCUGAACUGGAUGAAAAUGAGAAGUAUAGUUUGGUGUAAUCUGUUCAACUGACGGCAUCUCAUGCCAAAUUACCUGGAUGACCUCAUUAAGUGGCUUAAUGUAGAUGUUUAGAUACCAUGGGGUAGGAAAUAUGACCCCUGCAGAAAUGCAUAGCCCCACAGCUGUGGGACUGCAGGAAUCAACUCUCCUGGCAGGAGCAGAGCCACCUCAAUCAGGUGUCUGAAAGGACACCAUGUUUGUGGUUAUUGAAAGUCACAGAGGAGAAUUAAUAGGGUCACACACGCACACAGUUUCUCACUUCAUGAACCUGGUCCAAAAUUGCGCCUAGCAACCCAGUUGGCAUUAAAAUGCCAGUAUUUGCCCUCUGUGGUUUGUGUGUUGUGUCGUUUAUCCAUAUCUUACUAACAAAGCACAUGCCAUAGUGAUUGUUCUUUCCUUUGAUGUCUUAAAUGCUUCAAUGCAAUAGUGUUGUUGUUAUUUUAAGGCAUUCUGCAGUGCAGAUCGACAGUAAUUCAUAGUGUUAACUGUGGAAGACACGGAAUAUAUCAAGAGAAUGGUGGGAACUCAUUUAUUCCUCUUCUCUUCGCCAUCCUCCUUGGUUUGAGAAGCCAUUGGAGGAUGAAAUUUUGAAUAAGGAAUUGGCUCCUUUGAGUGCAUUUGGAACUGCCUGCCGGUAGGUGGCACUGUAGCAACAGUCUCAGGGUGGAAGUCCCAUCUGCAGCUUCAUGAGCAGAUUCCUGAAAGGGACAUCAGAUUGCAUCUUGUAAUCCUUGUUGGUAGUUUAUCCAGAUGCCACUUCUGUUGGUAAAUGAGAAGUUUCUUUUGCAUCGUGGACCUAGAACCAAUAGGUUCAUACUAGACAGAGACAAAAUAUUUUUGUCCUAUAGUAUUUUUGUCCCCAGUUGAGAGUUCGUCAACAAGGAUACAGUAGAUGGUAUUCCUUUGCUGACUCCCACAACCUGCUGAUAUUAAGACCACUGAGCUGUAGUUCAGUGGUGGAGUCCAUACCUUGAAAUAAUCCAAUCGGUUGCACUUGCUGCUAAAGGGUUUAUAUAUAAUAUUUCGUAAGUGUUCUAAUGUUCUUUGAAAGUGGCAGCUGAAGCUUUUCACAAUCUCUGGCAUAGCCAGGAGGAGGAGGAGUUUGCAAGCUGCUUACUGGAUAGCCAUGCUGCACACACACUCCCAACAGAAUUACGCUGGCUACUAAUUAGCUGUCAAACCAGGUUUUUUGGAUCUGACCUAUAAAACCCUGAAAAGCUUAGGAGCAGGUUACUUGAAAGAGCACCUCUCCUUUACUGCUCUGCUCAUCCUUUGUAAUUAGCUGAGGAGGCUGCCCUAGUGGUGCUGCAUUUUGGGGCCUUCUCUGUGGUGGCACCGUCUCAGUCGAAACAUCUCCACCUUGAGCUCAGAUAGGUGCCAACAUUAUUAGUAUUUCAGCACCUGUUGAAGACAUACUUACAUACUGAGACUUUAGCCAGUGCUCAGUUCCAGAAUUCAACGUCAAUGUUUUGCUUUGUCUUGAUCAUUGCUGCCUUAUGUCCUCUAUUGUUGUAGAGGCUGUUGAUAUUUUAACGGUUUUUUUCUUUUGUAUUUUGCACUGCUUUUUGCUGCCAUAUGAAAGGUGGUAUAAAAAUGCUUAGUUCAAUUAAACACUGUUUGAGGUUGCAUCCAAACUUAAUCUUAACUAUGGUUUGUGAAAGAAGCUGGCUCCCUAAACCGCAACUUGCGAAGUUGCUUUGUAUCAAACCAACUAUAGUUACGAUUAACAGUUUGUGAGGUCCAGGUGCCUGGAUAGGCUGUGGUUAAUCAAAAACAGAAGACAAACUUCCAAACUCUUUACAGCCACAUCGGAGAAACAAGGGGGGUGCAUACACACAUUGGGGGAGCUGGUCUUAUUCCUAUCUGAACACACCUUGAAGUGAAGGCCCAAGACAGGUGUUGAUCAUCAUGUGAGCUGCGCACAGGUGGUCUGAAGCGAGCUACCACCAUUCCUGUGGAGCCUCCUUUUAUUGAGACAAACAUGCAAGCUAGGCAAAUACAUUUUGGGCUGUGACCUUUACACAUCUUCCAUCCCGCGAUUGUGGGGUGAUACAAAACUAUUUUGGCACCUGUUCCACAGCGUCAUUUUCCCCUUGCACAGUGUAUGACAUAGGAGACAAAAGGGGAAAACUUACAGACAGGACACCGCUGACUUCUGAGACCGCAAAAGGUCAGACAUAGGUGGAACGAUGUACCAGACAGCUGUGGCUUGUCUGGGGGGGGGAGGGUUUCCCUGCACCCCAAGGUCACACGUGCAGGCAGACUGUGGCUGCCUGCUGGCGGGGAAGUGUGCUCUCUCCGGACCCCACUCCCCGCUCUGCGAUAUCCCUACACACCUCGUAUUUGCACAUCAACAUGAUUUCUAUUUGCUGGACUAAUUUUUUUAGAUAUUAGCUUAUAAUACGAUAGCAUAGGUGGAAAUUACAUGUUGCAUAAUUUAAGCAUCCAUCAACCUUGGGGAAGGGGAACCUGUGGCCCUCCAUAUGUUCUUGGACUACGACUCCCAUAAUCCUUGACCACUGGCCAUGCUCCGUGGGGCUGAAGGGAAUUGUAGUUCAACAGCUCAGCUGGUUAAAGCAUAGUGCUGAAAUAAUGCCAAGGUUGCAGUUUCGAUCCCCGUAUGGGACAACUGCAUUGCAGGGGGUUGGACAAGACGAUCCUCACGGUCCCUUCCAACUCUACAAUCCUAUGAUUUUACGAUUGGGACCCACCCCUUAAGGUUGAUAAAUGCAUAACAUAAUGUAUGGGCAUAACCCUUGUUGGCUGUCAUCCUGAUGCUUAGGUUGCCAGUUUAGAUGCACAUUUUUUUCUGUCUUAGCUCUCUAGGCAUUAUGUUGAUGAAGCUAUGUUGUAAUACCUAAGUACAUAUCUACAUAGAUGAAAAGGGUGGGGGGAAGCCACUUACUUCAUGUAGUUACCACAAGAUGGUGAAAGAGCAUGUUCUCAUUCCACCACGUUGUUUCGUAGGCUCCAGUCUUGGCAAGCAUCUUCCAUUAAUUUUUAACUCCUGCUUGGAGAUAACCAAUGCAAUCUGCUAAUAUGCAAUAAGUAUCCAUGUAUUACAAUUCUAAACACCCUCUUAUAAAUCCCUUUCAAUUAGUAGCCUUGUAUCAGGUUCACAGCAGAGGAAAUCAAAACCAGACCAGCUUAGAUUAAAUCCUUUGCCCUUCGGCUCUUAUGAUUAGGAGUUGGAUGCUAAUGGAGUCAUUUCUUUAUUUUUAUUUUUUAAAAAAGAAACUAUGGGGAAGCAUAAUUAGCUAGUGCAGAAACUGAGUUUUAGAUGUCUACAUGUGAUGUAUGUCUUCCUCUAUUAAGUAUUUGUCACUUUGUGGCAUGGAUUACAAGUAGGAUUUUAAAAUGUUCUCAGUCCAUGGUGGGGCGGAUUGGGCUGUUGUUGUUUGAACGCUGCAUUCACAUGGCUGCUUUUUUCAUUUCCCUUUCCCCUCAACUGUUAAGCUGCUCUGCAUUAUAUUUGAGCUUUCACACGGCAUAGAAGCCACUUCUGGAACUAGAGUGCCAAGUUCAGUGCUCAUCUAUGUGUUAUUUGCUUCCGUGGGGGGUGUGUGUGUGUGUGUGUGCAGGGAAUCCAUGUGGAAUCGACUGCUAAACUUGUGCUAUUUUCCACUAUAGUUCUGGAAGUGGCUUUUUAUAUCCUGUGAAAGCUGAAAUAUAAUGUGAAAAUUGAAUAAACUGUCAUGUGAAUGCAGCCUAAGCAAGACUAUUUACUACUGCAAUGUGAUGGCAAUAGAUGAGAUGGAAGGAGAAGAAACUAGCAGGGUCCCCCGCCCGCCAUGAUUGCAGUUCUAACCAGCAUAACAGCAGCAUUGCAUAAAGUUAAUGUACUUGAACCGCCCCUUGCCAGGGUUUUGCUGAGGUUGCUGCUGCUGCUUCUGAAGCAACGAAUCCCACCAGUGAUUGCAAACCUAUUCAACAGAACAGGCAUAAAGCCCUGAGGAGAAGUCAGCAGUUCAGGGUUCCCUUCUCAAUCCCGUGGCUGGUGCUCAGAGUGCCUUUUGCAAAGGUUGGGCUGUGGCUUUCAACUGUGCUAGAACAGAGGUUUUCAACCUUUCUGAGUCCACGGCUCCCAUGACCAAGUACAUUCUUUCUGCGGCACCCCUGUGGGGCUCAGGAGCCCAGUUAUGUCACCCCUUGCUUGCAGAGCUGGCAGCUUCUCACCCUUUUUUGAACACCCUCCUUUGUGGAGUGUUCCCUCAGCCUCCUCUCCUCUCCCCUCUCCUCUCCUUGGGAGUCCUGCGGGCAGCCGCUGCUGCCACCCCUGGUCUCUGACCUGCCCCAAAGAGAGGUGCCUCCUCACACUGCUCCACAGGGGCCUGGAAAGAGGAUGCCCCCAGUAUGAAUGGCCAAACGGAGACUGGCCAAAGGUGAAUGUGAGGCCAGCACCUUACUCAUCUUGGGUGGCAGCAGCAGGCGCUGCAGGGCCUGCAUGGAUAGGCUCCCUUUCCGCACUGGGCACUCGGCUCCCAAGCAGACAUUGCACAACAAGCACAAGAAAGGCCAGCGUGGUGUCUGCCGGCCUGGCCUCCUACUUGUCUGUCCAUUCCCAACAGCAAGGGCUGGUAGACUGGCCUGCUGGGUUCCCUUGCCCUCUUGCUUGCUUAUUCCUGGCAGCCAGCACCCCUGGCCAGCCCCAGAGGCACCAUUCACUUGCAGAGCUUUUAGCAGGGCUGCUGCAAGAAACAGCUGUGCAAGCCUUUGUGAGGCAGAGACGUGAGAGGGCAUCAGAGGGAAGGGAGGGAAGGAAAGAGGGACAGAGGCCAAUGUUGGCCUGCGGCAUCCCUGACCAUCAUUCAAGGCACCCCAGGGUGCCACAACACAUUGGUUGAAAACCACUGAGCUGGGACAAAGUCCCUCUCUUUCGCAUAAUGGUUGUGGACUGCUGCUGCUGCUGUUUUCCCAGGCAGUUUUGACUGGCUGGUUUCAUCUCUCUCUCGACUGAUUCUCGGCUUUGUGAGCACUCUCACAGCCACCGCAAGUAUAGCAUAUACUGGGGGUGUGAACAACGUGUGUGUGUGUGUGUGUGUGUCUCCCCAAGUGUCCAAUUUGCUGCAUGUGUGAAAAGUUUCCAGUUUCCCUCAAGCUUCGCCUUCUUUGGUUUGUUUUAUUUUAUUUAAAUGCCUCUGCAAACCAUUUAAUGGUUUAGAAAUCCCCCUAAGUGCUGCACAACAUAAAAACAAUAAAUAAUUCCAUUAAAACAAAAAAAUGCAAUAUAAAACUAGUAAAACAGUAAUAUAAAAGCAGGAUAUUUUAUGGAAAAGCAUUUAUAAACUGCCCUGCAUCCACAUAAGCAUGAAUGUGUGGGCCAGUUUAGCACGUCAGGAAAUUGAUAUUUAGCUCGCCCAUUCCAUCUGCAGGGACCAGAUUGAUAAUCUACAGUAUUUAAUGUGCAACCAUGGAGCGUGGAAUGGUGCAGCCACCAACCCCAUGAUUAUGCUAGACUGGCAUCUAUUUAGGAUUGCAGCCGCUCCAUGGGAUUGACACAUUCCUGCUUUCAUGGGUGUGCUUUUGAGCUCUUCCCCCCAGGUCCCUGCAGCAGGAAAAGAAGAUACUGUACAGCUUGCCAGUUUAUGCUUCCGGUUCUGUUUGUUUCCUGUUGCAUGCCGUUCUCAGUGCAAAAUGACAAGGCUGAGGAUGGGUAACUCAGCAGACCAGCCUUAUUGCAUUCCUGUAGCAGCUGGCUCAUGUACAUAAAGGACUGCAUUUCAAAUAUAAGCAUAUACACAAUAGCGGAGUCAACAGGUUUGUGUAGUAAUCUUUGUUACUCUUUUCCAAAUUGCACUGAACAUGCUACACUUGCAUAGCCAGAACCUCCAGAACUCUGUCAUGCCCUUCUGCUCAUCUAGGUCAAGGCAGCGGCGUAGCGUGGGUUGUCAGCACCCGGGGCAAAGCAAGUAAUUUGCGCCCCCUAACCUGGGGCAAGGCAAGUAAUUUGCGCCCCCUAACCCCUAACCUGCUGCCGCUGCCAGCUUCUUCUUGCUGCUGCCUGGGCAGGUCUGGUGUGGUUCUCUCCCGCGCUCAGCGCUGCGCUGGGCGGCCGCUGCACUGUCCCUCCCCCAGAUAGUCCCUCGCUCUCUCUCCACACCGCACGCCUGGCACCCACCCCCUCCACAGUGGGCGGCGACCCAGCGGCUCAGAUCGGAUUCGCACAGCCAGCACUGCAGUGAGAGAGAGUGAGUGAGCCAGGUAGGGGCAGAGAGCUGCAAGUGCGAUCGCGCCCCCCCCCAGAUGUUGCUCCCGGUGCGGCCGGCCCCCCCUGCACCCCCCACGCUACGCCACUGGGUCAAGGGACCAGGCUGGCAAUAUUGCCUUUCCUUAACAGUGCCUGCGACUGAGGUCAUGUACGCCAAGUGUUUUUAAUACUGAAAAGUGCUAUAGAAAUGCUAAUGUACUAUUACUUCAUGGAGAGCCAGUGAGGCGUAGUGAUUAGAGCAUGGGUAGGCAAACUAAGGCGCGGGGGCCAGAUCCGGCCCAAUCGCCUUCCAAAUCCAGCCCGCGGACGGUCCAGGAAUCAGCGUGUUUUUACAUGAGUAGAAUGUGUCCUUUUAUUUAAAAUGCAUCUCUGGGUUAUUUGUGGGGCCUGCCUGGUGUUUUUACAUAAGUAAAAUGUGUGCUUUUAUUUAAAAUUCAUCUCUGGGUUAUUUGUGGGGCAUAGGAAUUCAUUCAUAUAUUUUUUUCAAAAUAUAGUCAGGCCCCCCCACAAGGUCUGAGCGACAGUGAACCGGCCCCCUGCUGAAAAGUUUGCUGACCCCUGGAUUAGAGUCUUGCCUUAAAAAAAAUCAAAUGGGUUUCUACUCCUUAUGACUGUGACAAUACUUGAAAGGGUGUGGUGAAUCUCGGAGACUAAAGGAAUGAUGGAUUAAAAUUUCCAAGAAUCAGGAGCUCAUUGAUCCACACAUCUCCUUAGUGAAGCAGAUUAAAUUAUGCAGAAUAAUAAACAUUGUACAACAAAGCAUGCAAAUUAACUCACACACAAAUAUUUGGUUGGGUAUAUAAUUCAGCUUUUUGAGGUGCACAGUUCGGGUUAGCUUGGCAUAAAACAUCCAUCUUAAAAAAAGAAACAAAAAAUACCACUGUAAGCGACACUGUUUCUGCGAUUGCAAGAGCCAUGCACAGAAAAUGGCUAUUUUCAUCAUGAAGUUACGCAGGAAAUGCCUUAGUUAAGCCCCUGGAGCCGCUUACUUGGGAAAAACACUAAGAACGCUAAGAAGCCCCAUAUUUUGCCCAGCUGAUAUUCUCCCUAGAACCUCAGGAUGGCUCCUAGAUAAUGUAAACAAGCCCUAGGUUGAUGCAUGUUCAGGGACACCUGCCUCAAGAUAAGAUCCCACGUACACAAGCUUGUUUAUUGUUUAUUUAAACAAUUAUAUAAUUCAUUAUACAGCUUUAGGCGCCAGGAAAAAACGUUCAUUUUUAACUAGGCCUUUGGUUGAUUUGAUUGACAUCCUAUGCCCAUUUAAAAGGUGGGUUUUUGGGGGAGGGGGUUAUUGGGUUGCUGUUUUUAUUUUGGUUAUGUAUUUUGUGGUUUUAUAUUUUGAUUUUAUUCUGUGAACCACCCUGAGAUCUCCAGGUAUAGGGCGGUAUAUAAAUUCAAUAAAUAAGAAAUAAUAAUAAUAAUUUAUAUACCACUUCACUACAAUGAGUCUAAGUGGUUUAACAAAGAUACUGUGUGUGUGUGUGUGUGUGUGUGUGUGUGUGUGUGUGUGUGUGUGUUUUAAAACUAUAACAUCAGGCAUCAAUUGAAAUAGCUGCUGGAUUUUUUAAAUUUUUUUAAAGUCUUCAUUAGGUGCUGGAAGUUCAACGGGAUGAAAGCGCCUGUCUGACCUGAACUGGAAUAGAGUUCCACAAAUUCCACAAGCUUUUAACUGUUAUUGUAAGCCGUUCUUGAAAGAAGACCAAGACACUGUGCUUGCAUUCUGCAAAGUAGCUGCAGGGGCAUCUGCGUAGCGAGAACGAAUCUUCACAGGAAAUUUGACCACAUGUCUCACAUACGACUUCUGAACAUAGUUUACAUGUGCUGGGUGUGGCAGCUCUGUAGUGGGAAACCUGUGGCCCAUGUGGUCCUGGGCCUAAUUUCAUGCAGCCCAAACUUCAUGUGGCUUGCAAAGAUGGGUUGGCAUAGCAGGCAUGGCCAAACUUGGUCCCCCAGCUGUUUUAGGACUACAACCCCCAUCAUUCCUAGCUAACAGGACCAGUGGUCAGGGAUGAUGGGAGUUGUAGUCCCAAAACAUCUGGAGGGCCUAGUUUGCCUGUGCCUGGUCAACAGUGUGUUUGCUUUUGUUUGUGGAGGGGCAGCAGUUGAUUUUUUUGUAUGGAUCUCCUUCGCAAAGAGAAAUGCUCUCUAUCCCACUUGUAACGUAAGCCCAGCUGACUUUGGGUCUUUGGUGGAAAAUCCCCUGACUUUGGGCCUUGGAAGCACAAGAAAGAAAUCAGUUUGUUGGUUUAACCCAAGAAGAGCACAGGGUUAAAUUCAGACCGGGUCUCUUGACUCAGCAAGGCAUUUGUGAGGGUUAGAACGCAGGUGAGCUUGCCUUUCCUUCCUUAAGGUGAGUUUCCCUUCUCUCUUAGGGAGCAUUAAGUUACUCAGCACCUGGUACAUGUGUGCGAUGCACAAAUAUUAACAUUUGCUUGCAUUUUUUAAAAUUUCGUAGCUUGGUAGAGAAUGGAAGACCACCUGAUCCUGCUGACUGGGCGGUUACAGAUGUGGUGAAUUAUUUCAGAACAGUGGGCUUUGAAGAACAGGCUCAUGCUUUUCAAGAGCAGGUAAAUCUGUUUGGACAAUCCAUCUUGUAACUGUUUGCCUAUGCGCCUGGGGACACUCCUAAGAAGCAGUGUAGGCAAUUGUCACAGAAGGAUUAAUUAGUUGAAUUCUUUGCUUCUGUUCUAGAAGACCAACAUGGCAUAGUUGGAGGGGAGGGGCGUGUUUGUAUGAUUACACCUGUAAGGCUAUGCACACUGUUUCUAAGAGUAAGCCCCAGUAAACGUAGCUGGACUUAACUUCUGAGCAGGCAUGUCUAGGAUUGCUUAUUGGCAAAACUGCCUGGCUCUACCACAUUUGUGAACUUGGGCAUAACGCUUAAGGCUGCAGUUCCACCCAAUUUAACAGUCUCAAACUUGCUGGCAGAUCAAAACACAGCUCCCAAUCUGAUUACUCAUUUUGCAAUGCAGUUUAGGUGCGCAAAAGUAUUGGGUGCAGAAAAAUAUGUGUUUUACCGUCUGGAUGCUCAUAAAAUGCAUGGGAAAGCAUGGGGAAAUGUGUAUUUUGAGGGAAAUGCAUACAAUAUAAAUGCAAAUAUUUUGGGCGUUCUUUUUUUAGAAGAAAAAAUCACACCAAACAGGAUGGAACGGAGUGCCAACAAAAAUGAAAUGGGUGCAUUUACAGUAUAAUCCAAACCCAAGAUCCACCCGGAUAUUACUAAGCAAGUGAGCUGUCCCAGCUGAGCUGGUCUAGUUCCCUCCUUCUGGUUCAGCCAGGGAUAUGCUAGCAUAAGUCCUUCAUCCUGGCUGAGGUGAAGCUAUGCUGGCUCAGCCAGGGCUCAGGUAGCAAAUCUUUCACUGGUGUAACUCCCCAAGGAUGACCGUGUUUCAGUUCGUGUACUGUUCUGUCAAGCAAGCACAAAUUACAUAGGCUUACCUUUAAACGUGAGCUGAAUCACAUUAUUAUUAUUACUGUUUAUUAUUUUUAUUUAUUUUGUGCAGUCCUUGCAUUUGCCAAAUCCAACCCAUGUGUGACUUCUGGUUUGUGGAAGAAACCCAGCAAGCUUCAUUUGCUGCACUGCCGCUCUGUUAGCAGUUCAACCUCCGCACAUCCUUUUCAUCUUCACUCUCAGUUGUAGUAUGGAUUUGGAGUCGUGCAUGUGUUUGUUUCUGUGUGGAAGAAAACGAUGGGCGGCUGGAUUUCUCCAGCACCCAGGUGUGGGUAGGUGAGAGUGCUGAGCCUUUUAUCCGAAAUGGAGAUUUAGAAAGGAAUGAAGAUCUUCUCGUAGGCAGGAGACUAGCCUUUCCCAGCCAAACGGACCCCCAGCCAAACUGGCGGGGCUGAUGUGAAUUGUGGUUGUUUGAAAACAAGUGGAGGAUACCUGGUUAGGGGAAGCUGUGUCAAAACAACCACUCUCCUCCCUCCUGUUCGCUGGCCCAAAAGGAGAUUGCUUCAAGCUGUAGCUGGGGACAUCAGAAAGCCUGGCUGCCCCUAUCCCCUAUCCUCAGUUUCUAAAAAAAGAGAGGGGAUAGGGUGUUGAUUUGAAAUCACAUCCUCCGACCCCUGAUGCUGGAUGGAUGAGGAUGUUGUUACCUGAAAUGUAUUCUGCCCGCGCUCAGCAGUGCACUUGGAAUCUCCUGGGGCUUAAGUCCUGGUACCCAAAAAUUGUUUGGGGCCGACCUAAACCCUGCCGCCAGCAUGAUGGCUGAGGUCGAUCCACAGACCUGCUUUCAGACUGACUCUGUGAUGCAGCUCACAUUAAGUAAUAACUUGGGGCGGGCGCUGCCGAUAGGUUUUGCGUAACCAUAGUACUACAGUUGUAAAUUGGUUAAUUGUCGUGUUUGGAUUAGCUGCCGUGGCCGGGUGAUGAAAACCCUGCUUACCCAGCAGGGUUUAUUUACUCAUCCGGACCUCUUAUGUAAGGCAUCCUCCAAGUUCUCCUGCCAAGGAAGCUUGGCUGGGAAGGCACAGCAGGACCAUCAAUUAGACUGGCAUCAACUGCUAGCCUUGAAAUCGCAGAGACCCUGGAGAGAGCUAGUGCUUGAUUGGUGGUGUGUGCAGUUCCUUGAGAGAGCACUGCCCUGGCAUGGGAGGAUGUUCUGGCAGCAGCAAUGAUGAAGGUGACCUGAGGAUGCCACAGUGAUGAGGCCAGAGAGAGCGUUGGGGCCCAUCCCUGUUUAGAUCCGUGUCCUCGGCUCUGAAGCCCAUUAGCUUCUUCUGGGCCAAAUGUGCACAGCUACCUAGAGGGAGAGGGGGCAAGCAAUGGGAAAGGCAGUGCUUUCCCUCCUUGGUGCUUGCUUGUUCCGAGAGGACAGUGGAAACGGGCAAUUGGAGCACAGCAAGGAGCAGGAGCCCAAGAGGCUCAGGGGUCAAGAGGGGGAGGGCCCUAGCAGAAUUUUGAGCUUUGGCAAGGUGCCCAGAAAUUCCUCCCUCUGGAGCAGAGGUGGGGAAAAUAUGGCAUCUUCAGGAAUUGCUGGUCGGAAGGCAGCUUUUAGCAAUCCAGAACUCCCAGUUGAGGUUGCCAGCCUGUAACAGCAGCCUUACAAAGACAAAACAUAACCCACACCAUUCAGCCACACACCCUUUGCUGACUCUCUCAGGGCAUACUCGUACUCCUGCCUUUUCCUUCAGGGGCUCUUCAUUCAUUACUGCAACGGUGUAGGAGUUGCUUUUCUACAACUUCAUCUUCCUUUGCUGCAGUAGUAUUUUUACAAGACUGGCACAAACAUGGCUGGGUUGAUUGUUUUGGCUCAUUCCGCCCAGUUGCUUCCCUCCCUUUCCGGCUGGGCACUAAUUAGAUGGGAAGGUCUGUUCUUUUAUUACAUUUAUUUGCUGACCUUUUGUUUACCAAUCGCUUUGCCUUAUUGCCAUCACUGCAACCUAGCAACCCUGCUGAGUCAGUCAAUGAACUUUCUGGAUCCUCGUGACCUCGCUGGCAAGGAGGUCAAGCAUAGGGAAAUCAGCUACAAGACUAUACACGAGGUUGAGGCAGGAGAGCAAUUUCCCAUGAUCCUUCGCUUUAGCCAAACUUACCCUUUCUUCACUCCUGAAAAUGAAAUGGAGGUGAAAACCUCGUAACCAGGGGUUUGAACCUGGGUCUCCCUACUCUUAGUCCUAGAAAACUUAGUCCUACAAAACUUUGCAGCUGUUUAAAUAGCCAGUCACUUUAAUGGUUACUUGCAUUUUCAGUUGUCUUCACCCCACCGCCCUGAUAUUUUUAUGAUACGGCUGUACAAAAAUAUUCUUAAUAAGUAAACAAAACUGAAACAACACAGCACAGUUUAAUAGUGAAUUAAUUUCAAAACGGCAAAAUAUCAACAAGGGUUUUUUUUUGAAAGGCUAGAGGGGAUAUUUACAACACCAAGAGCAAAAGCAAUGAGCCCGGCUAUCAAGGAACACUUGGUGAUAAAUAAUGAUUUUUAACAUCUGUCUGAAGGAGUAAACAGAAAUCGGCUACUCCCACAAUGCUUGUGGGGUGUGAAGUCUUCUUCCUAUAUAUGGCUGGUUUGCGAGCAGUGUAUAGUCACCACAGCCGUAGAAAAACCGUGGGUGGAAGAUUGUACCUUCCACUAGUAGUUGGUGAACAGAUUCGGUGGGAGUGGAAUCCAUGUUGCUAAAGGGAGGUCCUGUAGGGAGGAGAAUAAAGAGGAACGCAAUUCAGGUGCUUGUUUAUUGUGGAUGAGUAUAAGCACUUCUAACCCUGAGUUGUUCGCUAAAGCUCAAGAUGCUGUUGGGAUUCUGAAUAUGCAGGCAAGAAAAGUUCCCUGUUAAUAGCCAAAGUGAAAAUCAGCAAACCAGAAGAUGUCAAAACUUUACUAAACAGCAGCAGAAGCCAGCCAGAUACAAAUGCAGGAGCCAUUCAUACUUGAAACAUUCCUUUCAGAUACCAUCUGCUCUGCAUGCUUCUAAAAACACCCCAACAACCUCAAAGGAAAUUGUACAAUUUUAAUUUUCAUUAUCUGAAGAUAGUUCUUUCAUUAAAAUUAUCCCAACAAGUUGCUAACAUGCUGUGUCUACAGCUUUGCUAUUAUGUCUAUUAUGCCUAUGAAAAACAUAUAUCUUGGCAAUGCAGCUGGCUACGUGGGUAUAUGAAUAAAUGCAGAUCUUUUCAUAUCUUGUACUUUAGCAGAAAGUAUAAUCCCCUGGCCACUUUCCAAAAUCAAAGUGCCUUACAUCUGUGCUCAUCCUUAUAUUGCUGUUAUUCUCUGAUGUCAUCAAAUUCUGAAGGGCAGGCAUCCCACCCUCAUAGCCAAUGAAAUUGCAAUAUGCAAAUAAAAAUGGCUGAAACCUAGCAGUUGGCUGAUGUCACAAUUUCACCCUGACAGUGGACUGUUUGAAUCAUUUUGAAAUCAGUCGUUGGAUGUUGAAGCAGCUUUCCCCCUGCCCCCAACCUGUUUGGCAGUUCCUCGGAUAUCGUUGUUAAAACCCUAAGCAACGCUGGUGCACACAAAGACAUGUAGCGCUUCAUGUUAUUUCAGGCCUUCCUUCUUUUGGAAUGUGUACUAAUAACCUUUCAACUCUGAGACUGACAAGGUGCCAGGACAUAAUCGGGAUAUUGUUCAGAUAUUUGCCAGGAACAGACGAAGCGGAUAUUUAUGCUUAAGACGGUUGGAAAAAGAUGGUGAAUUAUUACGAGGUUCUGGGAGUGCAAAAAACCGCGUCUGCGGAUAACAUUAAGAAAGCCUACCGGCAGUUGGCCUUAAAGGUGCACCCAGAUAAAAACCCAGGGAACAGGGAAGCAGCAGAAAAGAAAUUCAUAGAGCUCUCUAAAGCGUACGAGGUCUUGUCUGAUACUAAAAAGAGGGAUGCCUAUGACCGAUCCCGCAAAGGAGACGGACAUGAGAGAGGGUGGCAUGAAAGAGGCAGAGGUACAUGCAGACAUGGUGGGUCUGGAGACAAGGAGAGAGACAAAGGGCACCUCGACGCCAAACCGAGUUUCCACAGAUCCCCCCUGGAUGUGCGCAAGGGGAUGGACACCUUUUCCCUAAAUAUCUUUGACGACCUGCUUGACGACAUUUCCGGCGACCAGCGAGGCCACCACGGAAGAAGAAGAACCAGAAGCGACAGCAGCUUUUCCGUCUCUAUCAGUGGGGUGUCCCCCAUUGCGGGAACCGGCUUCACUUCCUUUGGCUCCGAGAUCACCGGUGGCUGUUCCUGCACUGCUCUCCACAGUGGCAGGAAAGGAAGGUUCAAGUCCAUCAUUACCACCAGCAAGGUUGUGGACGGCAAAAAGGUUGUAACCAAGAGAAUUGUGGUGGACGGCAAGGAACGCGUUGAAGUUGAGGAGCAGCCCAUCUGUUACUGAAGGGCUCCCAGCUGUAAAUUGGUAAGGGGCAGCUGCUACGCUUGGGUACUGAGCCUAUUAGGAACUUGUGCUGUGUUUCGCAUUGUGUGAUGGGCUGGUGGAAAUGCUUUGUGGUGCUUGGUGGUUCGGGCAAACCUUUGGGCAGGCAACAGCUUAUUAGAAAAGCUUCCCCCAGUCUCAUUAUGAGCUUUAUUUAGGCAUGCGUGAGGAGACUUCAGCCCACAAGUCACACUUGGCCUGCAAAGCUCUUUUUCUCUAGCCAUGUCUACUGGCUCAUGACAUCAUAUGAACCCCAACGGUUGCAGAAGUGCCAAAAAAUAAAAUAAAAUAAAAUUCAGGAUUGGGGGAUCCCUACUAUGCAAUGAGAACUGAGCAUUCUCAGUGGCGAUAGAAUGCUGACUGACUGUUGGCCAGGGAACUGAAAACUGGGGAGGGAGGAGGAAGUGGAAUGGAAUUGGCUGGAAUCCUGAACGGUACUACCCGGGCUGCAACAUUUUGUUGUAGAUCCCACUUGUAUAUACAGUGGUACCUUGCGUUAAGAACUUAAUUCGUUCUGGAGGUCUGUUCUUAACCUGAAACUGUUCUUAACCUGAAACACCACUUUAGCUAAUGGGGCCUCCUGCUGCUGCUGUGCCGCCGCUGCACGAUUUCUGUUCUCAUCCUGAAGCAAAGUUCUUAAGCCGAGGUAAUAUUUCUGGGUUAGCGGAGUCUGUAUCCUGAAGCGUAUGUAACCCGAGGUACCACUGUGUUUAAAUGCGGUCUGGACACUCAGCCUCACAACAAUGCAUGUCUACAGCCCCUUUUUGUUGAAUUCAAUCUGAGGCCUGAGAAUCUCACCCAAUGAAAGCUCAGGUUUCCAAGUGGAGAGGUGAAGGUGUCUAUAAAGUGCAAUGGUGCCCACCUGAGAGGUGCUGGAACUGCGCUCUGGCAGAGAGAAAAAAACAAAGCACUGAGGAUUAGUAACGAUGUCUCCUGGUGAAUACACCACCUGGUUCCCUAAGUCUGCAUCCUUUCGUUUUUGUGAGAUCAAACACAGGCACCUGCAUGUGAUCAGGCUUAUGAUGUUGACUCAGCAUCAUAAAAUGGCACAUCACUCUGUUGUGUCGCUUCUGCCCAAACCAAAAGGUUUGUAUGAGGAUUAGCUUAUGCUAAAAGCUGAAAAUUGUGUGCUGCUUGUGGACUAGCCAACAGGGUCAGAAGAGAGAGAAACAUUGCAGGUGUCUGUCCACUAAGUGCUGGGAAGAUGAAGUGCUUGCUUCCCAGCUCAAAAGUGGUACCUCAUGUUUUUGGUUCAGUCAGCAUUUUUCCCUGAAUAAGUAUUUGGGCAGCAGCUUCUGUGGCAGUAAGUUGUUAUUAUUCAGACCUUAUUCAGCCUGCAUUCUCCGCAGAAACAAAUUGUGAAUACCUAUUCUUCCUAGAAUGUUUUUGCAUCUCCAGUCAACAAGCAUUGAUUGAAUGGACCCAGAGAUCUUUCAUUCUCAUUGAGUGGCAGCAUUUGUGACCUCUAUAGCUAAAAGCCAUACAUAUUUAUAAUUGAAAAGGGUUCUGCGUAUAGAAUUUUUGUGGGUUAUUGUAAUUACAAAUGUGGACAUGCUUGUGGCUUUACUAAUACUGGUUACAUCUUCAUGUAUUUUGUUUGUAAUGGCCUGAGAGCUUGAACAAUAAAUUUUAUUCAAUCGCAAGAAUCUGACCACAGCAGAACAGGCAGGGCGGGAUCCUAAUUGGCAUGUUAGACUCAUAAAAUACUGAAUUCAUAGAUGCAAGUUUAGCUUGUCAACAUCAUUUUUGCCAUGUGUGAUUUAUGCAAAGCAUAGUCUGUUAAAGUUAAUUGAAAAUAAAGUCAGGUAUGUGUCAUUAGUUACAUUUUGAAUGCUAAACUCUUAUCAAGAUUAAGUUUUAUUUUAAUAUUAGCUGAUGAAUAUUAACUUUCAGUCUAAGGUGUUGGGGAUUGGGAACAAGUAACAGCACGGCCUUUUAAUUAGCAGGCCAAUAUAAGAUGUAAAUCACAAGUAUAAGGAAUCUCAGAUUGGUACAAAUUGGCCAGUCAGUAUACUGCCACUCCACACAGAAUCUCAUGGUGUGCCUUCCUCAAGCAAGCUAUACACACAGCUUUUUGGUGUGACAGCUUUUUGGUGUGACAGUACUCACUGGUAUCUAGUACCCUCACUGGUUUUUGACUGCCCACGGCAGCCAUUUUGUGCUUGCACAGAGACCACACUUUUACCAAGAUAUGAGUAUUGCAACCUCAUUAAAAAAAAAAAAAAGGCACUUAUAUAUGAUUCUUUCUCAUAACACUGCCCCUAUACUUAUAUACUAUACAGGCUGUCCAGGGGUAAGUGUUAUAAGUAAAGACACCAUAGCAGUUUGAGGUUUGAGGCAGGUAAGAAAACUAUACCCAAUCCAAUAACUGCCCUUAACAGUCACGUGUUUGGCUGCUCUCUGACAGCUGCUGUACCAUAAGAGUAAAUUUGGGUCAAUCGAGGUUUCCUGUAUGUGGCAUCACCCGCUCCCAGUUCACUAGAGCUGCUUGUACACCAACUGGAGGUGCACAAGAGACAAGAUUUUUUUAUUAUUAAAAAAGCUACCAGAAAGAAGCGUUCAGGAAAUGGGCAUAUAAGAAUGGAGGUGGUGAGGACUUUGGGGGAGUUGUGUGGAAUGUGAGGGAGAAUGGUGGUUGGAGACCAGUGGAAGGUUUUGUGUUUUCUUGGAGUUCCCAUCCACUAAGGCAGACUAUACCAAAAGAAAGAAGCUGGCAGGUGAAAGACCAGAAGCUACUGUUAUACAUGAGUUGCCCACUCACAGGAAGCUCUUCCUUUAUGUGAUUUCUCCCUUACUUUACACAUUCUGGUCCUCUCUGAGAACCACCAGACCCAUGAUGGUUCCUCAGUGUGACGUAAGCCCAGGAAUGACCUGGAAGUAUUUGGACAGGAAGUGGAACUGUUUCUCAGGGACCACACUCAUUCUCACAUAAUUCCUCUGGCUGGCAUGGAACCUUAGUCUUGGUUUAGACCUAGCCCAGGCUUCCUCAAACUCGGCCCUCCAGAUGUUUUUGGACUACAACUCCCAUGAUCCCUAGCUAGCAGGACCAGUGGUCAUGGAUGAUGGGAAUUGUAAUCUCAAAACAUCUGGAGAGCUGAGUUUGAGGAAGCCUGACCUAGCCUGUUCAGAGGAAGGGGAAGUAGCAUUUUCUGGAUCUGAAGACCAUGCUGGCCCCUUUGGCCACAGUACAGACCUGGGCUUGGUGAUGACUCUGCAAGCUGUUCCAGUUUCCGGGUGCAUUACUUUCUUGAGGUUUUGACACCCUCUUGCUUUCAUAAAUUGUCUGACAUAUUUAUUGAUUUCCACCCUUAGGAAAUUGAUGGGAAAUCUUUACUGUUGAUGACGAGGAAUGAUGUGCUGACUGGACUUUCAUUAAAACUGGGACCUGCACUGAAGAUCUAUGAAUAUCACGUAAAGCCUCUACAGACACAGCAUCUCAAGAACACUUCCCUAUAG